AUGAUCUACAGGUCUACAAUACUGAACACAGGUGUUCAGAAUAUCCACCUGGUGGCUAAGUGGCUGGGUACUCUGGAGAAGCUUCUGGAACGCUACAGUGAGGGCGGUCACCAUGACUACCGGGUGUUCAUGAGCGCAGAGCCAGCACCCACCCCUCAGGAGCACAACAUCCCGCAGGGCAUUCUGGAAAAUUCCAUCAAGAUCACCAACGAGCCGCCCACCGGCAUGCUGGCCAACGUGCACGCCGCCCUGGACAACUUCGACCAGGACAUCCUGGACCACAGCUCGCGUGAGCAGGAGUUUAAGACCAUUCUCUUCUCCCUGUGUUACUUCCACGCUUGUGUUGCCGAGAGACGCAAGUUUGGGCCGCAGGGUUGGAACAGGAAGUAUCCCUUCAACACCGGUGACCUCACCAUCUCUGUCAAUGUCCUCUACAACUACCUGGAGGCCAAUGCACAGGUUCCUUGGGAGGACUUGAGGUAUCUCUUUGGUGAGAUCAUGUAUGGAGGUCACAUUACUGAUGACUGGGACAGAAGACUCUGCCGCACUUACCUAGAGGAGUAUAUGCAGCCCAAUCAGUUUGACAGAAAGUUAUCGCUGGCCCCGGGCUUCGUGGUUCCAUCCAACCUGGACUACCAGGGGUACCACUCGUACAUCGACGAGAUGCUGCCGCACGAGAGCCCCGUGCACUACGGCCUCCACCCCAACGCCGAGAUCGACUUCCUCACCGUCACGUCCGACUCGCUCUUCCACACGCUGCUCGAGCUGCAGUCCAGAGACUCCGCCAUGGGGGAGGGAGCCUCGCAGACCACAGAGGAGAAGGUGAAAACCAUCCUGGAUGACAUCUUGGAGAAACUGCCGGAAGAAUACAACAUGUCGGACAUCUCAUCUAAGACGGCCGAGCGCUCACCUUACAUCCUGGUGUGCUUCCAGGAGUGUGAGCGCAUGAACACACUCAUCCAUGAAAUACGACGCUCGCUCAAGGAGCUGGACCUUGGCCUCAAGGGAGAGUUGGCCAUUUCCUCUGAGAUGGAGCAGCUGCAGACAGCCCUGUUCUUUGAUAACGUUCCCGACACCUGGACCAAGCUGGCAUACCCAUCCACCUACAGCCUGGCACAGUGGUAUCACGACCUGCUGCUGCGCUGUCGAGAGCUUGACAGCUGGACUCAGGAUCUGGCUCUGCCCAAUGUGGUGUGGCUGUCUGGCCUCUUCAACCCUCAAUCAUUCCUCACUGCUGUGAUGCAGAGCUUGGCCAGGAAGAAUGAGUGGCCUCUGGAUAAGAUGAACCUGACUGUGGACGUCACCAAGAAGUUCAAGGAGGAGUUCAACCAGCCUGCCAGAGAGGGAGCAUAUGUCUACGGACUUUACAUGGAGGGUGCACGCUGGGACAUCCAGGGCGGGAACAUCACAGAGGCUCGCCUGAAGGACCUGACUCCCAGCAUGCCUGUGAUCUUUGUGCGGGCGAUGCCCAACGACCGCCAGGAGACGCGCAACACCUAUGAGUGCCCCGUCUACAAGACCAAGCUCCGCGGCAACACCUACAUCUGGACCUUCAGUCUCAAGACCAGGGAGAGGCCCGCCAAGUGGGUCCUGGCAGGAGUGGCCCUGCUGCUUAGUGUAUGAGAGAUAGAGAGAUGGAGAGACAGGGGGAGGGUGGGAGAGAG
Molecule: messenger RNA, 1664 nt
Organism: Clupea harengus (Atlantic herring)
Lineage: Eukaryota; Metazoa; Chordata; Actinopteri; Clupeiformes; Clupeidae
Product: dynein axonemal heavy chain 11-like
Exons: 10
Coding region: 1-1623 (540 amino acids)
Biological process (GO): microtubule-based movement
Cellular component (GO): dynein complex
Molecular function (GO): dynein light intermediate chain binding; dynein intermediate chain binding; minus-end-directed microtubule motor activity
Source: RefSeq, a predicted model, not a curated record